Messenger RNA from Pezoporus occidentalis (night parrot), 2000 nucleotides. It is a transcript of the gene ZNF362, whose product is annotated as zinc finger protein 362. NCBI's taxonomy places the organism in Eukaryota, Metazoa, Chordata, Aves, Psittaciformes, Psittacidae. The transcript has 7 exons. Gene Ontology annotation, biological process: regulation of transcription by RNA polymerase II. The record is from RefSeq and is a predicted model, not a curated record. The coding region runs from base 231 to 2000 and encodes 589 amino acids. Gene Ontology annotation, molecular function: RNA polymerase II cis-regulatory region sequence-specific DNA binding; DNA-binding transcription factor activity, RNA polymerase II-specific.
UGAAAAGAAAUCUCUUGUUUCUUUUUAUUUCAGCGAAGGCGAGACAGAGAGGGCUGCCAAGGUAGAGGCGUUCCCUAGAGAACUGUAGCUUGACUUAGCGGCAGUUGGGUAGGAAGUUGCUGUAGUGAGCUCGUGCCCACCCGUGCCAUCAUCUACCUCCCAUCACUCUGGAGCCUCCUCGACGCGUCUCCCCAGGCAGCUGCGGCCACCUGGCUCCUGAGGCCAGCCUGAUGGCGGAGCCUCGCUUCAACAACCCCUACUUCUGGCCGCCCCCCCCCACCAUGCCCAGCCAGCUGGACAACCUGGUCCUGAUCAACAAGAUCAAGGAGCAGUUGAUGGCGGAGAAGAUCCGGCCCCCGCACUUGCCCCCCACGUCGGUGGCGUCGCAGCAGCCGCUGUUGGUGCCGCCGUCGCCCGCCGACGGCAGCCAGGCCAUCAUGUCCCUGCCCAAGCUGCAGCAGGUCCCCGGGCUGCACCCGCAGGCCGUGCCCCAGCCCGACGUGGCCCUGCACGCGCGGCCGGCCACCAGCACCGUCACAGGCUUGGGGCUGGCAUCCCGUGCGCCCGCGGUCAGCACGUCGGAAUCCAGCACGGGCACCGGCACCACCACGCCGUCGACCCCAACGUCCACCAGCCAGAGCCGCCUCAUCGCCUCCUCGCCCACCCUAAUCUCAGGAAUCACCAGCCCCCCCCUCCUCGACUCCAUAAAGACAAUCCAGGGCCACGGCUUGCUGGGGGCACCCAAGGCCGAGCGGGGCCGGAAGAAGAUCAAGGCGGAAAAUCCCUCGGGACCGCCGGUGUUGGUGGUGCCCUACCCCAUCCUGGCCUCGGGGGAGACCGCCAAAGAGGGGAAGACGUACAGGUGUAAGGUCUGCCCCUUGACGUUCUUCACCAAGUCGGAGAUGCAGAUCCACUCCAAGUCGCACACCGAGGCCAAGCCCCACAAGUGCCCCCAUUGCUCCAAGUCCUUCGCCAACGCCUCCUACCUGGCCCAGCACCUGCGCAUCCACCUGGGCGUCAAACCCUACCACUGCUCCUACUGCGAGAAGUCCUUCCGGCAGCUCUCCCACCUCCAGCAGCACACCCGCAUCCACACGGGCGACAGACCCUACAAGUGCCCGCAUCCCGGCUGCGAGAAGGCCUUCACACAGCUCUCCAACCUCCAGUCCCACCAGCGCCAGCACAACAAGGACAAACCCUACAAGUGCCCCAACUGCUACCGGGCGUACACGGACUCGGCCUCGCUGCAGAUCCACCUCUCGGCCCACGCCAUCAAACACGCCAAGGCCUAUUGCUGCAGCAUGUGCGGCCGCGCGUACACCUCGGUACGGUACACCCCCAAAAACACCCGGAAACACCCCCAAAAACACCCGGAAACACCCCAAAAAACACCUGCAAACAUCCCCCAAAACACCCGCAAACGCCCCCAAAAACACCCGCAAAUGUCCCCCAAAACACCCGCAAACAUCCCCCAAAAACACCCGCAAACGCCCCCAAAAACACCCGCAGACAUCCCCAAAAACACCCGCAAACGUCCCCCAAAAACACCCGCAAAUGCCCCCAAAAACACCCGCAAACGUCCCCCAAAAACACCCGCAAACGCCCCCAAAAACACCCGCAAACGUCCCCCAAAACACCCGCAAACGCCCCCCAAAACACCCGCAAACGUCCCCCAAAAACACCCGCAAACGCCCCCAAAAACACCCGCAAACAUCCCCAAAAACACCCGCAAACGUCCCCAAAAACACCCGCAAACGUCCCCCAAAACACCCGCAAACCCGCAAACAUCCCCAAAAACACCCGGAAACACCCCCAAAAACACCCGCAAACAUCCCCCAAAAACACCCGCAAACAUCCCCAAAAACACCCGCAAACAUCCCCAAAAACACCUGCAAACGUCCCCCAAAACACCCGCAAACAUCCCCAAGCCACCCCCAGAACACCCUGAAACACCCCCAAAACAUCCUGCAAUGCCCCAAAACACCCCUAGAAUGCCCUGA